GAUUUGUUGUGAGAUAAUUAUUAGUAUUUUCCCACUAUUGUAGAUGUUUUUAACAAGUUCAAGGAUGAGGAAGGAAACUUCAUGUCAACCUUGAAUGAAGAUGUGAAGGGAUUAUUAAACUUAUACAAUGCAGCUUACCUUAGAAUACAUGGGGAGUAUAUACUUGAUGAAGCCAUAUUGUUUACAAAGAAUAAACUUGUGUCAUUGUUGGACGAACUUAAACAGCCUUUAGUGAUAUUGGUGUCUCUAUUUCUUGAAACACCACUAUGCAGGAGAAAUAAACGACUCUUGGUAAGGAAAUAUAUCCCUAUUUAUCAAGAGGAGGAAAGGCGAAAUGAUGCAAUAUUAGAGUUUGCAAAGUUGGAUUUUAAUCUACUACAAUCUCUUCAUCAAGAGGAACUAAAGGAAAUGUCAAUAUGGUGGAAUGAUCUAGCACUUACUAAAUCAUUAAACUUUGCCCGUGAUCGAAUUGUGAAAUGUUAUUAUUGGAUACAUACUGUGCACUUUGAGCCACACUAUUCUUGUGCAAGAUUAAUUUGUACCAAGGUUAUUUCAUUCUUGUUACUUUUGGAUGACAUAUAUGAUAAUUAUAGCACACUGCAAGAGAGCCAAUUAUUAACUGAGGCAAUUCAAAGGUGGGAACCUCAAGCCAUUGAUGAAGUACCAGAAUACUUAAAGAAUUUCUAUCUCAAGUUACUAAGGACUUUCAAGGAAUUUGAAAAUGAACUAGAAAGUGAUGAGAAAUACCGCAUAUCAUUUCUCCAAGAUGAGAUAAAAGCUUUAUCAAGGUCUUACUUCAUAGAAGCCAAAUGGGGCAUUGAAAAAUAUGUGCCCCCACUAGAGGAGCAUCUAAGUAACUCACUAGUCACCGCUGCAUAUCGUUUCCUUAUAUGUGCAUCUUAUGUAGGCAUGGAUCAGGUGGCAUCAAAGGAGAUAUUUGAGUGGGUUGCUAGCUUCCCCAAAAUCAUUAAAGCCAGCUCUAUGAUUGGUAGACUCAUGGAUGAUGUAACUUCACAUGAGCUUGAGCAACAAAGAGGACAUGCAGCUUCAAUUGUAGAAUGUUAUAUGAAAGAGUUUGCCACAGAUAAAAAAGAGGCUUAUAAGAAUCUUAUGGAGAUGGUGGAGGAUGCAUGGAAGGAUCACAACAAAGAAUGCCUCAAUCCAAUACAAGUACCUCGACUUUUAAUUGAAAAAAUAGUAAACUUUUCAAGAGUAAUAGAAGAAUUUUACAAGUACACUGACACAUACACCUAUUCCAAAACUACAACGAAAGAUAAUGUCAAUAUAUUGUUGGUUGAAUCUGUUCUUAUUUAA
Molecule: messenger RNA, 1314 nt
Organism: Zingiber officinale
Lineage: Eukaryota; Viridiplantae; Streptophyta; Magnoliopsida; Zingiberales; Zingiberaceae
Product: alpha-humulene synthase-like
Exons: 5
Coding region: 82-1314 (410 amino acids)
Biological process (GO): diterpenoid biosynthetic process
Molecular function (GO): magnesium ion binding; terpene synthase activity
Source: RefSeq, a predicted model, not a curated record